AUGGAGCGUCCGGCCACUCGCGACGGCUCAUGCACGCCUGCACCAAGCACUCCGUCUCCGUCCAAACGAGCCUCCACCAUCGCCGCAGACAACAUGGCGCCCUUUGACCCUGUCUCUUCGGAACGCCUCAACAUGCAGAUGGCCUCUGAGCACCGGCUCUCGAUCAACAGCCUCGGCUCCCCUGGCAAAAAGGGACACUCGCGCGACAGCUCAGUCAGUGAUAAGAUCAACCAGUUCAACACCCUCGCGUCGCAGAGCAAACAUCUUGAGCGCAAGAGCGCCGAUGCGGCCCUGAAGCGCGCCGUCCUCGGCCGCGAGGAGGCCGAGGCCGAGGUGCGAAAGUAUAGAGAUGACAUACACAAGUACAAGGAUGAGAUACGCUCCCUCAAGAAGGAGCUCGAGGAGGGGAGACACAGGGAGAGGAAGGUCGGCGAGAGAUUGGAGACGGUCAUGGAGAACUAUGGUCGCACCAAGGAAACACACGCCCACACACAGACCCUAUGGGAGAAGGAGAUACGGCGGAUGCGCAAGGAGACAUUCAAGAGCCAGUCCGCCAUUGUCGACUUGCAGGAGCAGCUCAAUGCCGCCCGCGCGGCCCAAAAGUCGGCAGAGGCAUCUCUUGAGAGAGAAAAGGAGCGCAGCUCCGCCCGUGAACAAGAGGCCUUCCAGGCCAGAUACCACCAGGUCGGCCUGCAGGAACAGCUCGAAAAGAUCCGCACAGAGCUGGACCAGGCCGUCGAGCGUGUCAAACUUGUCGAGCAGGAGCGUGACGCCUUCAAGACCCUGGCAAAAACGGAAGAGGACGUGGCGAGGAUCGCCUCCGAGGGCAGGCUUCCGCUGCCGCCGGCUAGCCAGGAUGAUGAGGAUGACGAGUUCGCAAGCCCAAGGAAACCCAGCGACUCCCGUGCCGUGUCGCUUUCACUCGUCGACGUCAAAUCUUCGGCGGCUAGCGAGAUGGAGAUUGAGGAGCUCACGCGCCUCUGGCAGUGGGAGAAGCAGCGAGCCGACCGAGCCGCAGACCAAGUCGAGUAUCUCGAGGCCGAAUGCAGUCUGCGCGCAUGCUCUUGCAUGAAGAAGCGGCCACGGUCCAGCAUGAUGGGCUUGCUGUCUCCAAAGCGGCAGAAGCGAGCUGCCGCCGAGCCCCUGCCCCCUCUGGCCGACCCGUCAGACCGCAUGAUUCUUAGUGAGAAAGCGACUACUAUCCCUCCACCAAGUAAGACAUCUGCUCAUGCCGUAAAGCAGCCAACAAAGAAGACCAGCCGGAGCGGUGAAGACGGGAGCAGAAGAGCCACCAUCUUCCUGCCUGAUUUGGGAACCUUUCGCACAGUGAGCAUGGAGGAGGCGGACGCUAUGGAGAAGGCAGAGGAGCAGGAGAGAGGGACCGCGCCGGGACUGGCCGGUGCAGAGCCGCAUGACAAGACUAUGGAGGACGCGCCCCCACAUGUCGAGCAGAGCACGGUGCCUGAGCGGUACGCGCGCACGCCUUCUGUCGAGCCGCCUUCCUUCGCGAUAGUCGGGCAAGAGCGGGCAUCACUUGUAUCUCUCUUGGAUGCACCCCACCACCAGCAACCGCCGUCGCAGUUCAAGCUUCCAGCGAUGCCGAACACGUCAGCCGCGCAGCCACUCGGCAAGCCCGAGAGGGCUAGAGAAAUGGCCUCGAGCGCUUUCCAACGAACCGAGGCCACCGCGCACGUCGACAAUCGCCAAACGCAACUCCGUCGCUUGCCCCUGGGCCCUCAAGACCCGAACGUCGAAAUAUCUGCGGUUGCGCCCAGCUUCAAGACAUCCUAUGACUCCCGUCCUCUCACUGCGCAGUCUUUCUAUACAACCACGACCACGUCUGUCCCUCUGCGUGAGGAGAAUUCGGACCCGAGCAUGGCCAAGAAGCUGCUCGCAUUGCAAAGGACCCCUUCCCGUGGCAGGGUAGACGACAACGAGGUACCGACCUGGGACGUCAACAACCCCGCCCUGACCCCUACGAUGACGAGGGAGCAGGCCUUGGCGAAGAUCAGGGAGCGAAGGGGACGGGCUAAGAGCGGUAAUGCAGGUACUGCAACGCCGUACAAGGGGAUGAUCAGGGGCGCCAGGGGCGAUAGGAGGGACGUGAGCGCACCUGCCGGCCGGAAGGGACGGAUUGGCUCGUGA
Molecule: messenger RNA, 2145 nt
Organism: Diaporthe batatas
Lineage: Eukaryota; Fungi; Ascomycota; Sordariomycetes; Diaporthales; Diaporthaceae
Exons: 2
Coding region: 1-2145 (714 amino acids)
Source: RefSeq, a predicted model, not a curated record